This is a messenger RNA of Carya illinoinensis, 490 nucleotides long. RefSeq names its product UPF0057 membrane protein At4g30660-like. The transcript is spliced from 2 exons. Gene Ontology annotation, cellular component: membrane. The record is from RefSeq and is a predicted model, not a curated record. The coding region runs from base 101 to 325 and encodes 74 amino acids. NCBI's taxonomy places the organism in Eukaryota, Viridiplantae, Streptophyta, Magnoliopsida, Fagales, Juglandaceae.
UCAUUGAAGAUCAGAUCCCUCUUUUGUUUCCUUCUCCAUUAAGGAUCUUUAGACUCCAUCACCGGUCACCGCUGUUUUCCACCUCUUAUCUUCUGCGGAUAUGCCGACAUGCUGCGAGAUCUGCUGCGAGAUACUGAUCGCGAUCUUGCUCCCUCCUUUGGGCGUUUGCUUCCGCCACGGUUGCUGCAGCGUUGAGUUUUGCAUCUGCUUGCUCCUGACAAUUCUAGGUUACGUACCAGGAAUAAUCUAUGCUCUCUAUGCUAUCGUGUUCGUGGAUCGCGACCAGUAUUUCGACGAGUACAGGCGUCCCCUUUACUCUGCCUAGUCCACGCUCUCUCGCUCGCUGCCUCUUACUAGUAUGCAUUCUUCUAUCAUACUCAUUCCUUGAAUGUAUUGCGUGGUCAACCGUACUGUUCGAACGCUAUUACAUUUGACGAAAUGAAUACUGGUUGUUCAAUAGAAGAAGUAAUCGCAGGGAAGGAUUUGAAUC